Pseudoliparis swirei is the source of this 2374-nucleotide messenger RNA. RefSeq names its product cytoplasmic tRNA 2-thiolation protein 1. The record is from RefSeq and is a predicted model, not a curated record. Gene Ontology annotation, biological process: tRNA wobble position uridine thiolation. The transcript is spliced from 2 exons. Gene Ontology annotation, molecular function: tRNA binding. Lineage: Eukaryota; Metazoa; Chordata; Actinopteri; Perciformes; Liparidae. The coding region runs from base 802 to 1851 and encodes 349 amino acids. Gene Ontology annotation, cellular component: cytosolic tRNA wobble base thiouridylase complex; mitochondrion.
AAUGUUACUUAAUAGAAAUGUGACUACUUAAGCUAGUUAGCUUAGCGUAACUUGGGCAGCGAGAUAAGGAAACGCCUAGCGUUAAAAUAUUAAGUAAUUGGACUUUUAAAUUAAAUUGUCUGACGUGUGCUUUAACUUUAUGAAGUCAUUUCAAAUAUUUAACUGAUUGUGAAAGGAUUUAGGGUUUAUCUGUAUCAACUUCAUCCGAAUAGGUUUGUGUUGGGGGUUUUAAACGGCGACAACGUCACAUCUAACGUAACGUGAGAUCACGAAGGUUUAUCUCAAAGCUGGCAAUUAUAUAAAUGUUGCUCCUUGUCAAAAGUGUAUUAUUGCUGGACGAAAAAUUCGUUUUAUGAGUCUUUAUGUUCAACUCUAACAUUCCGAAUGCCUUAAAAACUGACUAGUCCACUUAUAUUACUGUGGCUUGUAUUUACUGACUUUUACAGGACGGUGUAACCCUUUACAACUUGAGUUGAGCAGUGCAUUGUGGGAUUAUAGUAUCCACAGCAGCACUUAAAGUUAAUUAAUUAUGCAAAUUGACAUUUAAGUGUACAGAAUGUUGUCAAUAUUUACCUAAACUUAUCCUGACAACUUACUGUCAUAAACAUUACGGUGCAUACACAAGCACAGACGCACUGAUAAAACUAAAGAGCAAUUUUGUUAAAUUAAGGGAAUAAUAAUGGGAGAUAAAGCCAAAUGUGUGGGUCAGCUAAGUAGAUAGUGUUUAUUUGACAAACUUUUACUUAAAUAUUUGUUUUACUCAUUUUGUAUCUUCUCUUUUUUCCCCUAUUUUUAUUAUUUAUGUCUCCAACAGUUAAGAUGCCUAUCCUGUGCAGUAACUGUGUUGACAAGCGUGCUGUGCUGAAACGUCCCAAAACAGGCCACUCGCUGUGCAAAGAGUGCUUCUUCUGGGCCUUUGAGGAGGAGGUGCAUCAGACCAUCGUGGCAGCAAAGCUGUUCAAACAUGGGGAGAAAGUGGGAAUUGCUGCCUCGGGUGGAAAGGACUCCACAGUGCUUGCGCAUUUAAUGAAGCUCUUAAAUGAGCGAUAUAACUAUGGCCUUGAACUUAUGCUUCUCUCAGUGGAUGAGGGAAUCUCUGGUUACCGAGAUGACUCCUUGGAGACCGUAAAAAGGAAUCAGCAACAGUAUGAGCUGCCAUUGAAGAUUGUGUCAUACAAGGAGCUGUAUGGCUGGACUAUGGAUGCUAUUGUGAAGCAGGUGGGACUGAAAAAUAACUGCACCUUUUGUGGAGUGUUCAGAAGACAGGCGCUAGACAGAGGAGCCAUCAUGUUGAAAGUAGACAAGAUAUGUACAGGUCACAAUGCUGAUGACGUGGCGGAGACCGUUUUGAUGAACGUCUUGCGAGGGGACAUAGCUCGUCUGCGCCGAUGCACUGCCAUCUCCACAGUCAGCGAAGGUGAAGGGGUUGUGCCGCGCUGCAAGCCCCUCAAAUAUGCGUAUGAGAAAGAGAUUGUUUUGUAUGCAUACUUUAAGAAGUUGGACUACUUUUCUACUGAAUGUAUCUACUCUCCCAAUGCUUAUCGUGGCCACGCAAGGACCUUUUUAAAGGACCUGGAGAGCAUAAGGCCGAGCUCCAUAAUGGAUAUCGUUCACUCGGGGGAGAACCUGUCGGUGCGUGAAGGGGUGAAGAUGCCUGUGCAGGGGACCUGCAACCAAUGUGGCUACAUCGCCAGCCAGGCUCUGUGUAAGUCAUGUGUGCUGCUGGAGGGGCUGAACCGAGGUCUGCCGAAGCUGGGCAUUGGCAAACACCACCGCCUGCAUGACAAAAUCCUCUCCAAGCAGCCCCUGACUGAGAAGGAGGAGAGAAAGCUGAAAUCAGUAAACUUUUGAUGAUUAUGAUCAUGUUUUAUUUGCCACAAGACGUCCAACAUUUUUUAAGUUGCCAUGGAAUAUUUUAAAAAGAAAAACUGAAACUCAGCAGUCAAGCUUCUUCACAUCAUAGAAGGUCUAUUCACUGCCGUCUUGCAGCUGAUUACCAGAGGUCACUGAGACACUAUGUAGACAUACUUUCCAAUGGUUUUAAGAAACGUAAUAUUCUUUAAUAAAAUAUUCAAUAACAGAUGAACGGUAUAUACGCACAUUAUGACACGAGAAGAUUGUAUUUUUUACUAAACAUUAGCUAUCGGCAUUACUUGGAUUUCCAAAUUCUUACACAUGCUGAAAAGAAAUGUGUGUACACCUACUAUGAAGUGUAGAAACGAGUUCUAGCAACUUUAGUUUUUAUUUAUUUAAAGUGAGAUGGUUCAAUGUUUCCACUGAUGGCACGUUUCAUUUUUUAAUGUUCCAAUCCAUCUCUCUCGGUGGAGGAUAUGCUGACAAAGUGCCACAAUUGAAUAAAUUACAGUAUCCCAUA